Osmia lignaria (orchard mason bee) is the source of this 3062-nucleotide messenger RNA. The record is from RefSeq and is a predicted model, not a curated record. Lineage: Eukaryota; Metazoa; Arthropoda; Insecta; Hymenoptera; Megachilidae.
ACGGGGUGGUGAGCUGCGAGCUGGCUGUUCGCUGAGUGGAAAACCAGUGGACAAGAGAACAAUCUGACAGAACUUUCAGUGACACGUUAUCUACGAGCCGAUCGUUCGGCCUUAUUACCAUCCGCCAUUUCCACUGGAAGAAAAUCCCGCCUGAAUUUUUCACCAGUUUCCUCUUGCAACGCGGUCUCGAUUCAAGGACAGCCGACUUUUCCCGCAGUCGAGAGGAUGGCCAAUUUCGUUGGGCAAACACCAUUGUGACGUGCUCGGUUUACGAUUCACUAAUGCUAUGGGGUUGUCAUAACACUCGGUUAUGUCAAGGCCGAUGCGGUAACAACGUCGAUACGUUUCACCGGUUAAACGUUCAACCGUUGGUAACUUGGAAAAUCGUCAAAGUUUCGGGAGACACGGAACGCAUUCACGAAAAUUUGUCAGACGCUCAACGAACCGUGAAAUUGCCUCGAACAGCAGAUCAGCUGAUUUCUAUCUGAGGAUAAGAACGUGAAAGGUGGUCGUGUACGAUCACGAAUACUUUAACCGUACAUCGUGUCAUUUUGUUCGCUCGUUCAAUUGAAACGAAAGAUUGAAUGCCUGAAUUCUUGCGUUCGUUACGUUGCAUCGAUUAACCCGGACAAUGAGAGUUUCUGCAUCGGAACGAUGAAUACCGAAUCGGAUGAGGACGAGAUAGAGAAUAACGACGUAUCGUCAUUGGAUGUUCAUCGAGUUAAUAGCUGGAUUAGCUUGUCUCGUGUGUUGGUUAAAGUGUACACUUGUUAUGAUUCUGUGUGAUGUUUAUCAACGUGUACGAGGGGGCUAUUGCGAUAGAAAUAAAUUAAUAUUUGGAGAACAUCUCGAGAACACUCACGGUACACGAUAAGUUCUGAAUAAGAAGGAAAAGAAUAUUUAUGAUGAUAAUGAAAAUGAGGGAUUCGUUGAAAAUUGAAUGCAUCGAAAAUGCUUCGCAACUUGUCGCAAUAUUAAGACGUUUUAACCAGAUCAACAAAUAACAUCGCAACCCUGACCUUCGACACUCGUCAUCACGUGACUGUAUGUAGGGUAAUCGAAAUUCUGUCGUAACGAGAAACUACAAAUUGUCGCCGUCUGGGAAGCCGCUCGUUAAAACCGCAGCGAUCCAUUAAAUCGCCCCUGAAAACGUCAAAGCGAUCCAUUUGUUUGUUUAUUUACGACGUGUUUACGAAUGCUUCCUGCCGACUCGUCGAUACGUGCACGAUAGUCCUUCGACAACACGGAAUCACGGCGUUUUGCUGCAAAUGGGAUAAUGAUCAUUUUGUUUGCUUGAAACUAACGCGGAGGGAAAAGAGGAAACAAUGGAAGGAUGCGAAGCGUUUUGGUAUCGAGUGUCAUUGAGGUAUAAUGUUUAUCGAUAUGGCCAUUAUCAGAAGGACCAACGUUAUUUGACAUCGAUCGACAGAUAUUCAACAGACUUUUCAUAAAAGUUAAGUUUUCAAAGAUUAUUGUUAAAUACAUAGAUAAUAGAAUUCAGGGAGUAGAUGGUAAUUUUGUGAUCGUUGUUGAAGAACUGCACAUGAUAGUUACGCUAGAUUUGUUUGUUGAUAAUUCUGAUACACUCGAGGUGUCGAGCAUCGUUUUUGAACAAUUUUCCUUACUUUGAUAUUGUAAUAAAAGAAGAAAAACCGCUAGAAUUGUUGUUUUCGUUAUUAUUCGAACGUUGCACUUGUUAACCGAAGUCACUUGCAAGAAGCUUUUGAAAAACACGAUUUUAUUAACCUUUGAGCAGCGGAGCUUGGGUCAAUCGUGACCCAAACUCACAAAAUAUACACAAUGAUAUUUACUUAAAGUUAAGGGGAUAAUUUUUAAACAAAAGAGUUUCAUAUAUUGGAACCAUAAUUUUUGAAAGAAUAGUAUGCAAAAUUAUAUUAAAAUUGUCGCUCUCUUUAUAGUCCGCCGACUGAGGGUUAACUAGUUUUAAACGGAAGUCUGUUUAAAGAGAUUUUCACGCCUCAUCGAAUAGCACUUCGAGACAAAUAAUUAUUCAUUUCGCACGCUUCGUUGCAAUUAUUUUACCUUUUAAUUAACUAACUGUUAAUAUUGUGGAUACGUAGAAACUUUACUAUUGAAACAUUUUCAAAAUAAUAAUUACUUCAGUUCGAGAGUUUUGAAGAUUCGAAUACGAUUCAUUUGAUUUUUCAUCGGAAAUAACGAUUCUCACUAAUGACGACACUCUGUGGAGCGAAGUGAGACUCGGUUCUAAGGACAUAACACUCGACCAUCAAAAGGGAUAACCAUCAAAUUUAAUGCACCAGUCUUAUCGAUUGGAGAUUACGCUAAUACUCUGGAACAAGUAUAAAGUGGUGCAGAAUCGAUCACGGUAUCUCCACUCUCCAUAGAAGGAUUGUUACUAAAUAAUCACGAGUGCGUGAAAUCCGAAUUAUCGAAUUUAUCCUAAAAAAAAAGAAAACAGAAACCUGAUAUUCAAUCACAAUGGAAAAAGAUCGCACGUGGUUCGAUUGGUUUCACCGUUCCAGAAUGACCAGCAAGUUGUUGAAGUACAAUGUUCGGACGCUUCGCGUUCCCACUACGUAAGGAUCAUGAGGCGAUCAAUCGAGGUGAUAAUGAUGUCAUCGGAGGGACAUCGUAGAUCGAUUCGUUCGCGGACAAUUAUUUAAAUUAUUCCACGCAACAAAGUGAAGUUUCUGUCGAGAAAAAAGGAGCAAAGGGCGAACGAGUCGCCCGUUCGUCAGCUGCUCGCCCUGUUUCACCAGCGUAAGCCUCGGGAUCCUCUGCGAGGGCAAAACGCUGCCUCGUCGGUGCCCCUGCUCGAGAUGGGAGCCAGAGCAUGGGACUACGAGGCACUGCCGGAACUUCACACCUCGGUGGCCGUCACACCGUCGUCCACGCCACCGAACGCUCAACAGAAGAUUCACUCGCCGAGGGUCUACUUCCAGCCGGAGAAUCUGGCAUCGACUAGGAGACGAAGCAGCUCCAGGCUACUCGCGCCACAAACCUCCUGCAGGAGACGCAGCCGAAGCAUGAGCGCCUGGAGCGACCUGUCGAGGUCCUCGUUCAAGCUCGACGAAAGGUAG